This is a messenger RNA of Lathyrus sativus (Indian pea), 1002 nucleotides long. NCBI's taxonomy places the organism in Eukaryota, Viridiplantae, Streptophyta, Magnoliopsida, Fabales, Fabaceae. The record is from the annotation of a GenBank genome assembly.
AUGGAAGGGGAUUUACCUUUUCGCUACUUGGGUGUUCCUCUCACCUGUAAAUGGCUUUCUACGCAUCAUUAUACGAGUUUGGUGGACAGAAUUGUUAGCCGGAUUCGUCAUUGGAGCUCCAAAUUACUGAGCUAUGCAGGAAGACUUCAGCUGAUUAAUAGCACCAUUACUGCUAUAACAACAUACUGGAUGAGUUGCCUCCCCUUCCCCAAGCAUGUGACUAAAACCAUUAAUUCUAUUUGCAAGACUUUUCUGUGGAAAGGCAGCGAGGAGAAGUCGAGAAAAUCUCCAAUGGCGUGGAAGAUGGUCUGUAAGCCUCGGAGGAAGGGCGGCCUGGAUGUGGUGGACUUAUCAGAAUGGAGCGCGACUUGUUUAACAAAACUGUUGUGGAACCUUUGCAACAAAAAGGAUUCUCUUUGGCUCAUCAUUAAUGGCAUGGAAGAUUGGAACGGAAUGACGGAGAAAUACUCGGUGGGAAAAGUGUAUCAGUACCUCAAGAAGGAUGAUCCUGAUGUUGGAUGGAAUCACAUGUUAUCCAACACUAUUGCUAGACCGAGAGCCCUUUUUACUAUGUGGAUGGCUUGCCACUGUAGACUUGCGACAAGGGGACGACUCAAAAGACUUGGCCUUACGACCGACGACAGCUGUAAAUUCUGCGACAAAGAGGAAACAAUUUACCAUCUUUUGUUCGAUUGUCCGUCGUUUAAAACCCGUUGGCGACAAAUUCUGGUGUGGUUGGGGUAUCAACAUUUCCCUUGUGAUUGUCGUGAAGCACUUGAGUGGUUAAUCACACAUUGUAAAGGAAAAGGCUGGAGGAAGUGCAUAUUGCGUAGCUCUGUAGCAAAGACCAUCCAUGAAGUUUGGAGGUAUCGUAACAAUGUCGUCUUUGGCAAUACGGUGAAUAUGUUGGAGAUUAGAGAUUUAGUCAUUUCUAUCCUUGCAAAUAGAGGAUGGGUUAAUACUAUAAUGAGACAUCAUAUAACUCAAUUGCUUUUAAAGUAG